Molecule: messenger RNA, 1059 nt
Organism: Eruca vesicaria subsp. sativa (arugula)
Lineage: Eukaryota; Viridiplantae; Streptophyta; Magnoliopsida; Brassicales; Brassicaceae
Source: the annotation of a GenBank genome assembly
CGAGCUUACUUUAGCUACUUCCACCGCGGAAAACAACCGAAUCACACUUCAAAACGCAGUCGUAUCAUGGCAUCCUCGUCUGAGCCACUUGACCUAACCGUCACCGUCAUCUCAGCCAAGCACCUAAAAAACGUCAACUGGCGUAACGGAGACCUGAAACCCUACGUCGUUCUUCACCUAAACCCAGACCACCGCCUCUCAACACGCGCCGAUGAAUCCGUUAAACCGGUGUGGAACGAGCGGAUCACUCUUCCUCUCACCAGAUCCGUCCACGAAUCGGUCCUCAACAUCGAAAUCUUCCAUUCUAAUUCGUCAGAUCCGGCGAAACCCCUAGUCGGUUCGGUGAGAUUCCCUCUGGUUGACUCAGAAGGUUCGAUGAUGACUGGAUCUAUCCACUCGAUUGAGCUGAUCCGUCCCUCGGGUCGGACACAAGGGAAGAUACGCUUGAAGCUCGAGAUCAAGAAACGGAUGAUCCAACCUCAAAAUUACUAUUCUGCCCCUCAAGUAAACCGUUAUUACUCUCCGUCUCCACCUCAGCGUGAUCACAGAGACUUCUCACCUUAUCCUUUAACCGAUCAUUACUAUUCAAGAUUCUAUUACCCUCCUCCUCCGACGACGACGACACAUUCUAUGUACGAUCGCGCCUCCAAUUACAGCCUGCCAAGUAUCCCAUCAGCUCCCAUUGAUCACAAUCCGCUUCCUCCUCGCUUUCCCAGCUACGCUCCACCGCCUAGUGUGCCACCAUCAGCUCCCGUGGAUGCUUUUCCGGUGAACGAGGCUGCUCCACAGCCGAGUGGGCCGCCAUCAGCUCCCGUGGAUGCAUUUCCGGUGAACGAGUACAACAAGCCACAGGAUCCACCGGUGAGCUCGAGAUUCUCAAGUUACGGAGUGCCGAGUGGCCGCCCAUCGGCGCCAGUGGAUUACUCUCCUUAUGAUCACAGGCAGUUGCAGAGGACGAUGGGCGGGCUGAGCUUGGAGGAGGAGAGGUCUGAGACUGAGAGCGAGUUUGGAGCUAAGCCUAGCUGCAGCUAUGCUCGUGAUUAUCGCCGUGAAUGUUAG